GAUUAAGCAGAAGACAGGAACAACAGAAGCUAAAACUAACGGCGUUAGCACCAACCAUUUGGUUAGUAUAGCGGAUAAAAGAGCUCAUAUUUCACAUUCUCAUACAGGACACGGCCUCACCAUCUUUCUCUUUAGCUUCAGAAGGCCCCUCCUCCUCCUCCCACCACCACCAUCCUUUUAAGCUCUUUCAUUAUUCCCUUGUCGCUCUUACACCGCCAGCCCGACUGGGAGGCGGUCCUGUGGGACUGCUAGAAAAGUUACAGAAGUAAUAAUUCAUUUUUAAAGGUCUCUUUCUGUGUGUUCUUGAGAGAGCACUGCCAGCUGCAAUUUCAAGUUCAAGUCAGCUAAUAUAUAUACACACACAUACAUCAUAAUGAAGAUGGGAGAGAUUCCAGGAGCCCAGUUGGGCGUUAUUGGCGCGUUGUUUCUUUCUGUGGCGUCGUCUGUGUCCAUUGUCAUCUGUAACAAGGCCUUGAUGAGCAAUCUUGGAUUUCCAUUUGCCACAACACUGACUAGUUGGCAUCUGAUAGUAACAUACUGUUCUCUUCAUGUGGCGCUGCGCUUAAACUUCUUUGAGAACAAACCAAUCGACAUGAAAACGAUAAUGCUCUUUGGCAUUUUAAAUGGUAUUUCAGUCGGCUUUCUAAACUUGAGCUUGGGAUUCAACUCGAUUGGCUUCUACCAGAUGACAAAACUUGCAAUUAUACCUUUUACCGUACUCUUGGAAACCAUUUUCUUGAAAAAACAGUUCAGCCAGAAGAUUAAAUUAUCUCUAUUCGUCCUGCUUCUUGGAGUUGGCAUUGCAUCCAUAACUGAUCUUCAGCUCAAUUUUGUUGGCUCAAUCCUAUCACUUCUAGCCAUUUUAACAACUUGUGUUGGCCAAAUUCUCACAAACACAAUACAGAAGAGGCUGAAUGUAUCAUCUACUCAGCUGCUGUACCAAUCUGCCCCAUUUCAAGCUGCUGUUCUUUUCGUUUCGGGCCCUUUUGUGGAUCAAUGCCUAACCAAACAGAAUGUUUUUGCACACAAAUAUUCUACUGUUGUGUUGGCUUUCAUUCUACUUUCGUGUGUAAUAGCCGUUUUCGUGAACUUCAGCACAUUCUUAGUGAUUGGAAAGACAUCACCAGUUACAUAUCAAGUACUAGGUCAUCUCAAAACAUGUCUUGUUCUCGCAUUUGGUUACACACUUCUCCAUGAUCCUUUCAAUGCAAGAAAUAUUCUUGGUAUACUAAUUGCAAUUAUUGGAAUGGGGUUGUAUUCAUAUUUCUGCACCAAUGAAAGUAAAAAGAAACAAGGGGGAGAUGUUUCAUCCAUGCCUCAGGUACUGAUGAUUAAGAAAAAUCGUAGUGCUUUGUCUUCCUCGUCAUGUUCGUGA
Messenger RNA from Olea europaea var. sylvestris, 1375 nucleotides. Its product is annotated as UDP-xylose transporter 1. Gene Ontology annotation, molecular function: UDP-xylose transmembrane transporter activity; antiporter activity. Bases 374 to 1375 code for a protein of 333 amino acids. The record is from RefSeq and is a predicted model, not a curated record. Gene Ontology annotation, cellular component: Golgi apparatus. The transcript has 8 exons. NCBI's taxonomy places the organism in Eukaryota, Viridiplantae, Streptophyta, Magnoliopsida, Lamiales, Oleaceae.